AUGGAAAUAAAAGGGCUAAUUCAAGAACUGAUGAACAGUGAGACCUUAUCUAAUGUAACAGAGGUCAUUGAGAAGUUAUUUAGCGAGACAGAAAAUGUGAAUACAGAAAGAGCAAAUGAGAGUCAGAAGGCCCAGGUUGAAGAAAGUGCAGUCAGCUUAUGGAACUGGACUGUAGCAAGAAAAACAGGCCCUAUUAUCAGUGAUAUGCAAAGAGUUAAGCUGCGCCAUGUUGCCUGCAAAUUGAUGAUGUUUUGUGAAGUAAAUGAUCCACCUGAGGAGAUGGUGCGGAGGCAAAUUUCGAUGGCAAUGAAGACUGGAAAAGGGUGGGUGGACGUUGGAAAACCUGCCCCUGCCAAUGAACUUCUUGAGAUUGCCAUGAAUAAUCUGGAGAGGCUCUAUGCCCAGUUAACCAAGAGGAGCACCAGCGAGGCUGAUACUCAUUUACACAAAGCUGAAGUAGAGAAGGAUGUAUUCAAAGUUCUGUCUUAUCAGGCUGAGUCUGCAAUUGCUCAAGGGGAUUUUCAGAAAGCAGUCACUUGUGUUCAGCGAUGCAGAGACAUCCUGAUGAGGCUGCCAAAAGAGACCUGUUACCUUUCCCUUCUGUGCUACAACUUUGGUGUAGAAACAUAUGAAUUGAAGAGAUAUGAGCAGAGUUCCUUCUGGCUCAGCCAUAGCUAUGAAAUUGGGAAGACAGAUAAGAAAUAUUCCCCUGGAAAAGAAAUGCUGGCUAAAGUGCUGCGGUUAUUAGCUACUGUCUACUUCGAGUGGGACUACAAACAGUAUCAAGACAAAGCUCUCAGGGCUAUCCACAUGGCCAAUGAGGAGAAUUUGCAUCCGGCUGGUUUUUUCUUGAAAAUUAAAAUUUUCGUGCAAGGGGGUGCAAUAGAUGAAGAUGUUGGCACAGCUGUUGCUGAACUUCUUCACCAUGGGUUUUCUGUAGAUGUUUGCUUGGACACAGCAAAGCUGCUUCUGGAGCACGAGAGGGAGGCCAUUGGCUUUGACUUCCUAAAAUCAGUUGCUCAGCUGUUUGAAGGAUCCCCAGAUGUUGGCAAAGUCAUUCUCCUUCACAUCGAACUCCUAUUACAGAGAAUGAAGGAACCGCUUGCCAAAAAAAUGAUUGAAGACAUCAUUGCAGGGCACAACACUGGAAAACAGCUGCCUCCUGAAAUACUGAACCAUUUGCAUCUUGUUCUAUGGGACAGAGCUGCUACACACUAUGAGGCAAAACACUAUUCAGAAUCCCUUCAGUGGUACCAUUACUCCCUUAGCCUCUACUCAUCUGGGCAGAUAGCCUGCCAAAACCUGGGAAAGCUGCAAAGGAAUAUGGCUGCUUGCUAUCUUCACCUGAAAGAACUUGACAAGGCUAAGGAGGCCGUGAAGGAGGCAGAAAGAUAUAAUUCAAACAGCAUCUUUACUCAGUUCUAUGUGUAUAAAAUAGCAGUCCUGGAGAACAAUACCCCAAAAGCUUUGGACGCUUUUGUUGCAAUGGAGAAAUCAGCAGCACACCCAAGUCAUCAUGAAGAUAAAUUGUUAACAGAUGGAUCUAUGGCUACCAAUCUCUUGAGCUUAGCAGCCCAAUUUGCACUGGAGAAUGAUCAACAGUCUGUGGCUAUUAAAGCCUUGGGAUAUUUAUUUCAGCACUUGCAAGAUUGCCAGCAAGCGUUUACGGCUUUAAAAUGUUUGAUUCGUCUUGUAUUGUCUAAAGUUGCAGUGAAAUCUGAAGAGGAGAUAACUGAAGACAUGAAGACCCUUUCAACAUACUUGACUGCAGCGCACCAUAGACUUGAUGGGCUAUUCAGAGAGGAGAAUGAGACGCUGGAAAUGAGAGUCAGUGAAGCUCAGUGGUUCAGGAAGAUAGCAUGGAAUUUGGCUGUCCAGUGCGAGAGCUGCCCAAGAAUUAUGAGAGAUUUCUUUAUAAUGUCACUCAAGUUCUCCCAGUUUUGUCCUCCUGAUAAAGCUAUCCUGCUUGCUCAGAGAACAUGCCUGCUCAUGGCUGCUGCUGUUAAUCUUGACAUAGGCCGGAGCAAUUUAUUACCUGCUGACCAGCAGACUGAAUUGCUGACGCAGGCCCUUGAACACAUCCAAUCGUGUAGGAAGAUCUGGAAGGUUCUGAGGCAAGCAGGUGAUUUCCCCAAAGAUCCAACAGACAUACUACUGCUGCUUUAUGAAUUUGAAGCUAGAGCCAAGCUGAAUGACCCGGCGGUGGCCAACCUACUGGACCAGGUGUGGGAGCUGCCACAUGUGGAGAUUAAGACUCUGGAAACUAUUGCAUCGCUGGCCAUGGAACCACCAGCUCACUAUCCUUCAGUGUGUAAGAAGGCCCUUAAGAUGGUUUUGACUCUUCUCAGGAAGCAGGAAGCCAUGGAUACCGUCACAUUCAGCAAAUGUCUACACAGCUUGGUUCACCUUUCUUUGCCAUCGGGCAUGAUUGAGGCAGAUGUGUGCGCGUUGGAGGAGCCAUGGAGCUAUUUUGAAGACGCUCUGAGCAUUUUGGGCAGCACAGUGUUGCAGGCCAGCUACCCAGAGGUGGAGAUACUCUGGCUCAUGACCAGAGCUUGGAACACAGGAAUAUACCAGUACUGUGCUGGCAGAUAUAAGGAAGCAGAGCAGUGGUGUAGCCUUGGAAUGCGUUUUCUGGCUCAUCUGGGAGCUCUGAAGAGCAGCUACGAGAGCCAGAUGAUUGGCCUUUACAGUGAGGUGCUGGACAAGCUAGACAGAGCAAAGGGGUUCCAUCCAAAAGAGGAGUGACAGCAAUCAAGUCUACAAAAAGGCUAGCUGGUGCAGUGCUAGAGUUCAUCAGCCAAUAGCACUGCAGCACACCAAAGGUA
Molecule: messenger RNA, 2828 nt
Organism: Elgaria multicarinata webbii
Lineage: Eukaryota; Metazoa; Chordata; Lepidosauria; Squamata; Anguidae
Gene: TEX11
Product: testis expressed 11
Exons: 29
Coding region: 1-2748 (915 amino acids)
Biological process (GO): synaptonemal complex assembly; reciprocal meiotic recombination; male meiosis chromosome segregation
Cellular component (GO): central element
Molecular function (GO): protein binding
Source: RefSeq, a predicted model, not a curated record